Naegleria fowleri is the source of this 2172-nucleotide messenger RNA. RefSeq lists its product as uncharacterized. Bases 1 to 2172 code for a protein of 723 amino acids. Gene Ontology annotation, biological process: mRNA splicing, via spliceosome. The transcript is spliced from 3 exons. The record is from RefSeq and is a predicted model, not a curated record. Gene Ontology annotation, molecular function: protein binding; U2 snRNA binding. NCBI's taxonomy places the organism in Eukaryota, Heterolobosea, Eutetramitea, Acrasida, Naegleriidae.
AUGGAUAAUGACUCUCUUUUUGAGGCUUAUACCCUCACUCCCUCUCAGAUUACCUCAUCAUCGGAUAGUUUGUUUUCAGGUAGUGGAGGCAAUGAGGAUCAACAGAAGCCAGCAAUGACUUCCAUCGGGAAUCAAUUGGUCGGAGGAAAAGCUGUCUCCCAACAACAACAACAACAACAGGAAGAUGGAAUUGUGGUGAUUGAGGAACCUUCCAUACCCAAGCUUGCCAAAAUAGCCAAUGAAUUGAUUCGAGCUCAGUCGGAAAAGAAGAGACCUUCGGUGGUGCCUCCUUUGCCAAUUCCUCCUGCUGCUGUGGUGAUUGAGAAGGCUUCAACCACCGAUUUAUCAAAUGCCGCAGUGGUUGAACAUCAACAAUCUCUCUCAACAACAGCAAGCUCAUUCCUACCUGAGGCAUCAAAGGAAAUUGACACAAGUAAGGAUCAAUCAGAAAGCAUCAACAACAACAUUCUAGAUGAUAGCAACAAUAACAGAUAUUACGAUCAGUCCGAUCAUCAUCAACAUGAGGAUACUCCAGAUCUUGAGGGUUUGCCAAUGAAUCCAAAUAUUGAAAACUCAUCAUCGAGCCAUCCCAACACUCCCAAGAUGGACAUGAGCCUUCAUUUGUCCGCUCUCUCCUCACCACCAAAACCAAUUUCUGGAGGUGGACCAAUGAAAACGGGAGACCCCAAUCUUCAUCAUUUGAAGGAGCCAACUUAUUCUUCAUCGCCUCCAAGAAGACCAGCAUCAGCCUCAUCAACCCGAUCUACAUCAAGUCAAAAUCCCAACUAUAUGAAUUCAACUAUUACAUGGUCAUCCAAAGAAAGCAACAAGAGUAUUGCUGAUUUGAAAGCAUCCAUUAACGAACCAAAAAACAUUAUGCGGUUCGGUAUGGCCUCUUACCAAAACAAGCCUACCUUAAAUACAAGAGCGCCAUCUCCAUCUAUCACAAAGCGGAGAGUAACACCAAGAAGGGAACGGAUUUUUACCAGUAUUCCUGAUCUCAAUUUGGAGAGUAUUUCGUUUUCUACAGGCUUAGGAACCAUUUCUCUUCCAAAUUAUAGAUUAACCUCACUCAAAGGAUUAGGUGUUAGAAACGACUUGAAAAUUUUGUACAUUCAAAAUAAUUAUCUGACCUCAUUCAAAUAUUUAGAAACACAGCCCAAUCUAGAAGUUUUGUACGUGGCCAAUAAUUGUAUUUCCUCAUUGUAUGGAUUUGCAGAACAACCCAAGUUGAAAUUAAUAAGUUUAGAAGGAAAUCCAAUUACAAAACAUCCGAAUUACAGAUUGAUGGUUCUCAUUGCAGGAGGACUUCAACUUAAGAAAAUUGAUGGAGAAUUAGUUCAGUAUAAGGAACGAGAAUUUGUGAAGCAAUAUGUAGCAUCCAAUGAAAAAUGUGUCGAAGCAAUUAGGGCGGGAUGGCUUCUCGAUACAGCACCAAGAACGAGCGAAGAGUUCGAACAAAUCAUUGCUGACCUUCGUACUAAAAAUAUGGACGACCGUGAUGAAGUGCGAAACUCUGACUUGUUCAGGGACUUGGUCAGUGGAGCUCUUGUGAAGACAGUCACUUCGCCCGAUCUCAGCCAAUACGAGGAGAAAAAAGUUACAAAAUCUAUGCCCAUUGUAACACCAUCCACAACCUCUUUCAUCUCAUCCGAUGCGAAGGAAAUGUCACUAAAUGAAAGUUCCACUUUCAGCAAUACCUUUCUCACCAAUUAUGUCAAUGAAAUCAAAAAUCUCAAGAUGCAACUAGAAAAGAAAGACAAGGAGCUUGAAGCGGAGAGAAAGAAAAGCAAGGAGCUGAAAGAAACAAGCUUACUAUUGGAGGAUUUGCAACACAUUCACAAGUCAGAUAUUAGUGGUCUCUCAAUUUCUCUAAACUCCACUUCUGACAUGAUCAACAACGUAUCAGCAUCUCUAAGCAAUGAAAGCAUGAAUAUUUACAAAGCAUCCAACGACUUGCUUAAACGAAUAGACUAUGACAAGGUGACUAGGACGAGUCUUCUUGUUGACGAGAAGAAAAUGUUCCGUAUUCACAUUCGAGUUUCCAACAACGAGUUAAUUGAUGUCAUUACUGUCGAUCAGAAGAGAGCCCUCGCUGUCUACAAGAUUCUCCAUAUGAAAGUUGCUCUUUUCAACAAACUCAAAAAGCAAAAAGCUACUUCUCAGCAAUAA